AUGGCUUCUGUCGACCCCUCCCUCCAGGAUCCGCUCCUCGCCCUUCGCAGUGCGAUCGCAGCCGGCAGUCUUCCCACGCCAACCACCACCUCCGACCUCUCGGAUGAGAAUGCGACCGAGGACCUGGCCAAAGCUACCCAUCUGUACUUCCGCCAGCCGAUCCCACACACCAUUGCGCUGACGGCCCCGACGCGCUUUGUCUCCGCCUCGUCUGACUCCGCCGUCGAUCUCCGCAGCAUCUUCUUCGCUUGGCAGAAGAAAGACGUCGCAAUCCCCGAGUACAUCGCCUCCGCGCAGGAAUUGAACGAGUCGCUGAAGCAAAAGGAGCGCAGGGAAGGCGAGCCCGAGGCGAAGGUGCAGAAUCUGGUCUUCGUUGAGCGGCUGGAUCUCAUCACUUGGCUGGAAGGUGCCUCGGAUGAGAGUGAGUACAUCAAGCCCCUUGAGGGUGCGGCGGCGGCGGCCGCAGCUGCCGCUCCGGCGGACGCGUCGGCUACGAUCGCUCCUGGGGCCGUAGGUGGUGUCUCUGCGGUGCCUGGUGGUGUCGCCGGUGGUGCUCAGGCGGCUGUGGCUGCUCAGGCUGGACGGGCGCCCAAGGCGAUUGAUCCCAGAUUACAGGAGAUUUACAAUGGGGAACGGAAGAUGGGUGAUCGGAAUAGUGUCCUGCGGGGGAUCAAGCCUACCGAUUUCUCACACGUUCGCAAAGUAGCGGAGACCUUCCUCGGACGCAACCGCUCACGGACAGGACAAUACCCCCCCGGCGCGAAGCCCGGAAGCAAGCCGCAGCCCGUCGUGCCCGCCCCGUCCGCGGGACUCACUCAGCCCCGAAAGAGCGGCAGCUCCAAGAACCAAGACCCGAUCAUCCUCCUCUCCCCCUCCGCCUCGUCUCUCAUCCGCAUGUCGAACGUCCGCUCCUUCCUACAGGACGGCGUCUUCGUGCCCCCCGACCACCCGACCCUCGCCAUGCCCAGCUCCUCCAACAACCUCCUCUACAUCUACCGCCCCCUCCGCUCAGAGGGCGGUUCCACCUCCACCUCCCGCCCACCCGGGGGCACCCAGCCCGGAGCCGCCCCCAGGAAACCCACCCGCUCCAUCCUCGUCGACAGCUCCGCCAACUUCCGUCCUGUCCACUG
Messenger RNA from Aspergillus thermomutatus, 1130 nucleotides. RefSeq lists its product as uncharacterized. NCBI's taxonomy places the organism in Eukaryota, Fungi, Ascomycota, Eurotiomycetes, Eurotiales, Aspergillaceae. Gene Ontology annotation, biological process: positive regulation of transcription elongation by RNA polymerase II; transcription elongation by RNA polymerase II. The annotation marks the transcript as partial. Gene Ontology annotation, cellular component: Cdc73/Paf1 complex. The transcript has 2 exons. The record is from RefSeq and is a predicted model, not a curated record. Gene Ontology annotation, molecular function: RNA polymerase II complex binding.